CUCCGAGCUACCACGUUGCUUCAUACAACCAAAUCUGUGUGUCGAACUUGUCUACAAGAUCAAUUGCAUCCUCCUUUAUCAUAUAUUACUUGGUGAAUAUUCCCAUUCCUCGAGCCAAGUCUCUCGUCUGUCCCCAACCAUGACCUCCCUCUUCGAAGCAAAAGUCAAGAGCGUCCUCUCUGGCGACACCAUCAUCCUCCACAAUAUCAACAACCCAAAGCAAGAGCGUACACUGAGCCUAGCUUUCGUCACUGCGCCCAGACUGAGGCGAGAAGGCGAUGAGCCAUUCGCCUUCGAGUCACGCGACUACCUCCGACGUCUCGUCGUAGGCAAGGUCGUGCGCUUCCAGGUCCUGUACAAGAUCCCCACGGGCGCAAAUCGCGAAUACGGUCUCAUUGUCCUUCCGAACAAGAUCGCCCUGCCAGAACAAGCAGUGGCAGAGGGCUGGCUGAAGCUGCGAGAUGAUGCUGGCCGGAAAGAAGACUCUGAGGAAGCCGCACAACUGCUAGAGAGACUGCAGAUGGUUGAGGCACGCGCGAGGGCAGACUCGAAGGGUCUCUGGGCCGAGUCGGGAGGCCGCAUUAGCUCGUCAACUGAGCUAAGCGACCCGCAGAAGUUCGUCGAGGACAACAAGGGCAAGGACUUGGAGGCAAUUGUCGAGAAAGUGCUUUCUGGCGACCGCCUCAUCGUCCGAUUCAUUCUCUCGCCGACCGAGCAUGUCCAAACCAUGGUCCUCCUCGCCGGCAUCCGCGCCCCAGCCACCAAGCGAACGAACCCUUCAGACGGCAAAGAACACCCAGCUGAGCCAUUCGGCGAGGAGGCUCAACAAUUCGUGGAGACAAGGUUGUUGCAGAGAGGAGCGAGCGUCGUCGUGCUUGGAACGACUCCCAAUGGCCAGAUCGUGGCCGACGUUAAGCACCCCACUCAAGGCAGCAUUACGCCCUUCCUACUCAAAGCCGGAUUGGCAAAGUGCACCGACCAUCACACAACACUUCUCGGCCAGCAGAUGGGUGUGCUCAGACAGGCAGAGAAGGUGGCAAGGGACAGCCGGCAAGGUCUCUAUGCGGGCCAUGUCGCUCCAAAGGCCAAUGCAGCAGGCGAAUUGGAAGCUAUUGUUACCAGGAUCCAAAGUGCUGACACACUCUUCCUACGGAACAAGGCUGGUGUGGAACGGCGCGUCAACCUAAGCAGUGUUCGCCAACCGAAGCCUACCGACCCGAAGCAGUCACCGUGGGUAGCGGAAGCGAAAGAGUUUUUGCGCAAGAAGCUGAUUGGAAAGCACGUCAAAGUCCACGUUGAUGGUAAGCGGCCCGGGACAGAGGGAUAUGAUGAGCGCGAGAUGGUCACCGUCACUAUCCAGGGCAAGAACAUCGGACUGCUUCUUGUGGAGAGUGGCAUGGCUUCCGUGAUCCGACACCGACAAGACGACACCGACAGAAGCCCCAUUUACGAUGAUCUUCUGCUUGCUGAACAAAGCGCGCAAGAAGGGAAGAAGGGUCUGUGGUCAGAAAAGGCGCCGGCCGUAAAGCAGUAUGUCGAUUACUCGGAAUCUCUUGAAAAGGCUAAGCGACAACUCUCUCUACUAUCACGGCAACGCAAGGUACCAGCAAUUGUCGACUUUGUCAAAUCCGCAUCACGUUUCACUGUACUGGUACCCCGCGAGAACGCUAAACUUACUUUCGUCCUCUCCGGUAUUCGUGCGCCGCGGUCAGCCAGGAACGAAAGUGAUAAGGGUGAGCCGUUUGGUAAGGAGGCCCACGAGUUUGCCAACAAGCGAUGCCAGCAACGCGACGUCGAGAUUGAUGUCGAGGAUUGCGACAAGGUGGGCGGCUUCAUUGGCACCCUCUACAUCAACCGCGAGAACUUCGCGAAGACCCUAGUCGAGGAGGGUCUUGCUUCAGUACAUGCGUACUCAGCAGAAAAGUCUGGCAAUGCAAACGAGUUAUUCGCCGCUGAGCAGAAGGCAAAGGACGCGCGAAAAGGACUGUGGCAUGACUAUGACCCUUCCCAGGACGAGGACGCUGAGCCGAACGCUGCUGCUGCUGCUGAAACUACCAACGGCGACGCAGCGACCUCGAGGCGAAAGGACUACCGCGACGUCAUGGUAACGCAUGUGGAGGAUGAUGGCAGGCUGAGGCUCCAAGAGAUUGGCGCCGGCACAACAGCACUAACAUCACUCAUGGACGCGUUCAGCAAGUUCCAUCUGAACCCAACCAAUAGUGCAGGCCUCCCUAAUCCUCCCAAGGCCGGCGAGUUCGUCGCAGCCAGGUUUACGGCGGACGACCAGUGGUACCGCGCCCGAAUCCGACGCAACGAUCGUGAGGCAAAGAAGGCCGAGGUCGUGUAUGUCGACUAUGGAAACUCGGAGACGAUCCCGUGGUCGCGUCUCCGACCUCUCUCUCAGACUCAAUUCUUGCCAUCGAAGCUCAAGCCUCAAGCUGUGGAAGCACAGCUAGCUUUCAUCCAGCUGCCGGGCAACCCAGAGUAUCUCGCGGACGCGGUGCACUUCAUCUCACAAGAGACGGCGGAUCGUCAGCUUGUUGCUAAUGUGGAUCAGGUGGAGAAGGAUGGCCUGCUCUGGGUUACGCUAUUUGAUCCCAAGCAGAGCAAGACUGGACAAGAGAGCGUGAACGCGGACGUUAUCAGUGAGGGUCUUGCUAUGGUGCCCAAGAAGUUGAGGGUCUGGGAACGGAGUGCAAGCGAUGUGCUAGCUGCGCUGAAGAAGAAGCAAGAUGUAGCUAAGGAGGAGAGGCGGGGCCAGUGGGAAUAUGGCGACCUGACCGAGGACGACUAAGCGUGUCGAUGAGAUGAGUUCUUUGAUGCCUUUGAACUAGGAGCGAGGGAUUGAAGGGUGCAAAUGCCACAAAGUUUGGCGUGCAUACAGGAUACUUGAACAGUCAGGAAUCAAAUGUUUCUCCGU
This is a messenger RNA of Cucurbitaria berberidis CBS 394.84, 2920 nucleotides long. RefSeq lists its product as uncharacterized. The transcript is spliced from 2 exons. Gene Ontology annotation, molecular function: nuclease activity; RNA binding. The record is from RefSeq and is a predicted model, not a curated record. Lineage: Eukaryota; Fungi; Ascomycota; Dothideomycetes; Pleosporales; Cucurbitariaceae. The coding region runs from base 140 to 2794 and encodes 884 amino acids. Gene Ontology annotation, biological process: mRNA catabolic process; regulatory ncRNA-mediated gene silencing. Gene Ontology annotation, cellular component: RISC complex; cytosol; nucleus.